UGACCGUCUGCCUUCCUUCACCGCCGCUUGAUCUUCCCGCCCUGCUGCUCCUCUACGUCUGCCGUUCUGCGCCCGUGACGUCGAUGGGUCGCCACGUCGUCUCAACCGUCGCAUGCACCCCGCCCUCGCUGCCCGAAUCGCCUUCCUUCUCGUCCGCCAGCGCACACCUCCGCCGCGUCUUCUCAAGCGACAGUCUCGUUGCACGUGCCUUCGCCGGGAUUUCGCACACAGAGCUGGUCAAUGGGGUCCGAGGUGUCGGUGAGGGUAGCCCAGUAAGUCGUCGUGGACUGUGCGGUCUCGAGACUGACGAUCGCGCGAGAGUAGUAGCUCCGAGUCUUGCGACUUCACUCCGCGAGUCAACAAUCUGGGCAGUCGAUCACGUCGCCCGUGCCGCCGAUCGUCACACAGAAGACGACCUCUGGGACGCGCAGUCGUAUAUUGACCUCGUGUGCACCCCGCUUGCCGACAAUGACCGCCUGUUGAUUGACAGGGGCGGGACGCUGAUCUGCACACGAGAGGACGGGGCUGCAGAUGCGAGGCCUCGCGUCCAGCAUGGUACCGGCCUCGCGUCUAGGCGCGAACUGUGGUCGCCAUUCAUCACGUCGAUCGCUCUGGGCGACAUAUUUCACUGGGGGAAUAUGCCUGUUCGACGCGAACACCAGCCGAAGUCGAGAACACUUGACAAUGCGACGUACCUGCGGAACUGCCGUAACAAUCUGGGACACCGUUGCAUGUCCGAAGAGCACGCAAGUGUAAUCCAGGGAUUGCGCCUGCAGCAUGACUUACAGCGAGGAGAGAUGCGUGUCAGCCGCGCACAUGAAGACAGAGAACAUCAAGAACGUACCACCUGACAGAACGGAUGUGACGAGUCGAGAUGAAAGCACGGGAUGACGAGAACGAGGGUGAACGCGGAAACAGGAAGACAGAGACUAGAGACGUGUACACACAGACAGCACACCGUUCCCGGAAAGAGAGAAACUCAUCUACCGAGGGCGUUGCACGACGUCGUCGUCUGCUCGAAGGGAGCGUGUCGUAUCAGUGGCGUGGCCCAUUUCAAGUUGAUUGCUGACGAAGUCCAGCGUUGGACCGGCCCGCGGCGCC
This is a messenger RNA of Fomitopsis serialis, 1101 nucleotides long. RefSeq lists its product as uncharacterized. Bases 84 to 851 code for a protein of 255 amino acids. The transcript is spliced from 4 exons. The record is from RefSeq and is a predicted model, not a curated record. Lineage: Eukaryota; Fungi; Basidiomycota; Agaricomycetes; Polyporales; Fomitopsidaceae.